Lepidothrix coronata (blue-crowned manakin) is the source of this 2448-nucleotide messenger RNA. RefSeq names its product UTP14A small subunit processome component (gene UTP14A). Gene Ontology annotation, cellular component: nucleolus; small-subunit processome. The transcript is spliced from 13 exons. Bases 9 to 1985 code for a protein of 658 amino acids. Gene Ontology annotation, biological process: rRNA processing. NCBI's taxonomy places the organism in Eukaryota, Metazoa, Chordata, Aves, Passeriformes, Pipridae. The record is from RefSeq and is a predicted model, not a curated record.
GAUCUGCCAUGGCGGAGCAGCAGGACCAGCAGGACCCGCAGGACCCGGUGGCGGCGGCGGCCGAGAGCGGCAGCGAGAGCGAGGACGGGGAGGAUGGAGAGCGACGGCACCGGCGGCUCCUGGAGGCGAUCAGCGCCCUGUCCGGACGGAAACGGCGGAAGCUGGCGGAGCGCUCCGAGGCGGGCGGGCAGGUGUCCGAGUUCAAUGUCACCUGCAAAGGUGCUGGCGAGAAGCUGGUCCUGUCGGAGCUGCUGAAGCCCAUCCGCCCCAAAUCUGCCCUGAGCAGCGUGAGGAAGGAGCUGGCCAGGGUGAAGCGGAAGGCGGCGGUGGAGCUGCCGCUGAGCAAGGAGGAGGCUAAGAGGGUGGUGAGGGAGGCUGCCUACGUCACCACCUCGAAGGAUGUAGGGAAGUGGCAGCAGGUGGUCCUUCAGAACCGGCGCUCAGAGCAGCUGGUGUUCCCCCUGCGGCAGGACAUCCCCACGGUGACGCCUCUGGAGAGGGUGACGUCGGCCUGGAAGGCCCGGACUCCACUGGAGCAGGAGAUCUUUGGAUUGCUCCACAAGACACAGCAGCCCAUCACAGACCCGCUGCUGACACCGGAGGAGACAGCCUCGCUGAAGGCCAUGAGCUUGGAGGAGAACAAGGGAAAGUGGGCCCGAUCCAGGGCCAUUAUGGCCAAGUAUGACCUGGAGGCCCGCAAGGCCAUGCAGGAACAGCUGGCCAGGAACAAGGAGCUGAUGCAGAAGGUGCAGGUGGAGCCACCUGAGGAGGAGCCGUGCGAGGUGCCCGAAGAGGAUACUGGAGCCGUGGCCAUCCCCACCGGGGUCAGCACGGCUAAUCCCUGGAUGCUGGGCAAGCCCAGCGCCCCGGCCCCAGAGCCUGAGGCACAGGAGGGUCCCAGAGAUGGCACAGUGCCUGGUGCUGCAGAGAGCAAGGAGGAGAUGGAGGAGGAGGAAGAGGAGGAGCUGUCAGAGGAGGAAGCUCUGCUACAAGACUUUGAGCAGAAGCGGCAGGCACGACAGGAGCGGGCAGGGAGCCCUGAAGGGCACGGUGCUGGUGAGACUGAGGCCAGUGCUGAGCGGCCGGGGGACAGCCCCAUCCCCCCAUUCUGUGCUGAGGAGCCGGUGAGCACGGGGCUGGAGCCACCCCCUCAGGCCCAGGAGCAGCUCCUGCUCUCAGAGCAGCUGCACCGUGUGCAGACCAUGGAGGAUGUGGAGGGUCUGGCCAAGGAGGAGCCUGUGGAAGAGCAGGAGAAGCCAGUGGCCCCGAGAGCAGGGAAGCAAGUGCAGCAGCAGAAGGAAAGAACAGCUGGGGACAGACAUGCCGAAAAAACAACAGACAAGAAGAAGAUGAUCAGCCUGGAGGCUGUACUGGAUGGGAAGCCCCAGGAGAUGGACUGCCCAAGCCUGCCUGUGGUCGUGGAGGAAGAGGAGGGUGGCAUCGACCAGCGCGGGAUGAUCACGGAGGCCUUCGCUGGGGACGACGUGGUCGCCGACUUCCAGCGGGAGAAGCGCAAGGCCGAGGAGGCGGCGAAGCCGCAGCCGGUGAACCUGGUGCUGCCGGGCUGGGGCGAGUGGGGCGGCACCGGGCUCCGGCCCAGCACCAAGAAGGUCAAGAGGUUCCUGCUCAAGCCGCCGCCGGCGCCUCCCCGGAAGGAUCAGCACAUGCCCCACGUCAUCAUCAGCGAGAAGCGCAACAUCCACGCGGCAGCACAUCAGGUCAGUGAGCUGCCCUUCCCCUUCGAGCGGCACCAGCAGUUCGAGCAGAGCAUACGGACGCCCGUGGGCACCACGUGGAACACACAGCGUGCCUUCCAGAAGCUGACAGCCCCUCGCGUCGUCACCCGUGCCGGCCACAUCAUCCAGCCCAUCUCGGCUGAGGAUGUCCCGGACACGGCCCCCGGCAGUGGGGCCAGCCCCAGGGAGGAGGCACUGCCCCAGCGACAGGCACCGUCCCGGCGCCGCCCGCACCGCAAAGCGCGGUAACUGUGCCUGAGGCCCAAGGGCUUGGACUGGAGCAGGCACAGGUACCAGGAGAAGCUCCUGGUUCUGUCCAGUUCCUUCUUCCUCUUUCCCUGCAGUAAAACCCGGGGCUGCAUCCAUGUGGCUCCCCUGGCAGCGUCCAAGGCUGGGAUGCCCGGUGCCCUCCAUGCUGCCCUGGGGGACCACGGGGGGCCAGUGCUUUGGCCGAGUGGAGGGUGAGAGGCUGGUCAAGGGCUUGUGCCGGGGCGGGUCUGGGAGUGAGGGGCUGGAGCAGCUGCUCCCAGCCUGCCCUGUGCUUUCAUCUUUCAUAUCCCUAUUUUUUUACCUCUCUGUAUUUUUAAAUGUUGACCAAAGGGGCUUUCUCCCUGCCCUGCCAUGCUGAGCUCGGCCCCAAGGGGAUGUUCCUCAGGUCCGCUUGUACCCCCAAGGUACCUGCCCAGCAUUAAUAAACGUGGUCACCUGGAAA